CAAUGGAAAAAAUAUCCUCAAGUGAGAAUUAAAAAAAAAAAGAUUGGCUAUUAGCCUUGAUGAAGUUAAGCAAAUAACAACAAAUUCUCCUUAAAGAUGUGCUACAAAGAUGUUCUGCAAAGAUAAACUUGGUGUUGGGCAUCCUGAACGUUCUUAACAGGUUCUAAUUUCAGGUGUUUUUGAAAAAAAAAUUCACAAUUUAGAUGUGAGAAAGGACAUGAGGAGGCCAAAGACCUGGGAUUUUGCUGAUCAGAAUGAAACAAAUGUUGAAAGACUUUUCAAAUCUGUUGUUGGUGGUACUCUGUGACUGUGUUCUUGGAGAAGCUGAAUAUCUCCUCUUGGGAGAGCCAGGACAUGUAGCCCUAAGCAACACCACAGUGUCUGUGGAUUUCCAGUAUUUUGAUGGUGCUAAUGGGACACUGAGGAAUGUAUCUGUGCUGUUGCUGGAGGCUAACACCAACCAGACUGUGACUACCAAAUACCUCCUGACCAACCAGUCCCAGGGGACACUUGAGUUUGAAUGCUUCUAUUUCAAGGAAGCUGGCGACUAUUGGUUCACAAUGACUCAGGAAGUGACAGACAGCAGCACUCCAGUUCCCUGGUGGGAGAAAAGUGCCUUUCUGAAGGUGGAAUGGCCUGUAUUUCAUGUUGAUCUGAAUAGGACAUCCAAGGCAGCAGAAGGCACCUUCCAGGUGGGACUUUUCACCAGUCAACCACUGUGCCUGUUCCCUGUGAAUAAGCCUGACAUCUUGGUGGAUGUCAUCUUCACCAACAGUCUUCCUGAGGAGAGAACAAGUCAGGGACAACCACUGGAGAUAAGAACCAGCAAGAGGACAGAACUCUCUCAAGGUCAGUGGAUUGAGUUUGGCUGUGCACCUGUGGGGCCCGAAGCCUAUGUCACCGUGGUGCUGAAGUUGCUUGGCCGAGACUCGGUUAUUACCUCCACAGGACCCAUUGACCUGGCCCAGAAAUUUGGAUACAAAUUGGUGAUGGUGCCGGAACUCACAUGUGCGUCUGGCGUGGAGGUGAUGGUGCUGCCCCCGCCAUGCAUUUUUGUCCAAGGAGUGAUUGCCGUCUUCAAGGAGGCCCCCAGACGUCCUGGGGAAAGGACCAUUCGGCUGGCUGAAAACAGCCUGACUUUGGGACAGAGGAGAACAGUGUUCAACUGCACUUUGUUCGACAUGGGGAGGAAUAAAUACUGCUUUGACUUUGGCAUUUCAAGCAGAAGCCAGUUUUCCACAAAGGAGAAGGAGUGCAUGCUAAUUCAGAGAAAUAUAGAAACUUGGGGACUGUGGCAGCCGUGGAGCCAGUGUAGUGCCACAUGUGGGGAUGGUGUCAGAGAGCGUCGCCGCCUGUGCCUGACUUCCUUCCCCUCCAGACCUGGCUGCCCUGGAAUGUCCUCGGAGACCUCCCGGUGUUCCCUGGAGGAGUGUGCUGCUUUCCAGCCAUCCAGUCCAUCUCCUCUUCAGCCCCAGGGUCCAGUGAAGUCCAACAACAUUGUGACGGUCACUGGGAUUUCCCUGUGCUUGUUCAUCAUCAUUGCCACUGUCCUCAUCACGUUGUGGAGGAAGUUUGGCCGUCCCCCGAAGUGCAGCACCCCCGCCCGACACAACUCCAUCCACUCCCCCAGCUUCCGGAAGAACUCGGACGAGGAGAACAUCUGUGAGCUCAGCGAGCAGCGUGGGAGUUUCUCGGAUGCGGGUGACGGGCCCUCGGGGAGCCGGGGGGACAUCGGCAUCCCCCUGACCUACCGGCAGAGUGUGCCGGUGACUCCUGACGACGAGGCCUCUGGCAGUGAGAGCUUCCAGUCCAACGCCCAGAAAAUAAUUCCCCCUCUGUUUAGCUACCGGCUUGCCCAGCAGCAGUUGAAGGAGAUGAAGAAGAAGGGCCUGACUGAAACCACCAAAGUGUACCAUGUGUCUCAGAGUCCCCUGACAGACACCGCCAUCGAUGCUGCCGCCACAGCACCCUUAGACCUGGCCCUUGACCUGGAAAGCCCGGAAGAAGCUGCAGCAAACAAGUUCCGGAUCAAAUCCCCAUUUCUGGAGCAGCCUGCAGUCAAUGCCGGGGAGAGGCCUUCCUCCCGGCUGGAUGUCCCUGUCUCUCAGGCCAGUUGUGCCAUAAGCCCCAGCCAGACCCUAAUCCGCAAGUCACAGAUGAGGCACAUGGGCAGCCGAGGGGGGCUGUCGGAGAGAAGCCACCCCAGGAGUUUUCAUUUCAGGAGGACUGCCAGUUUUCACGAAACCAAGCAGGCCCGACCGUUCAGGGAGAGGAGCAUGUCCACUCUGACUCCACGGCAGGCCCCGGCCUACAGUGCUAGGACACGGCCCUGGGACCAGGCAGAAGACAGACUUAGGCCUCAGAGUCGAGGUGCUGUUGUGUUUCCUGAGAAACUGGACCAUUUCCAAGGAGCCGGUGGAACCAGUGCUCCAUUAAGCUCUCUCCCUAAAUCCUACACCUUUGGGCAGCCCAUGAGGAAACCAGACCCAGGGUUUCGCCCCACAGGAUUUGUGGCAGGAGGUGAGAGAACGGAGCCUCCCAGAGCUCGGAGGGGACCGUCUCCCAGUCACAGGAGUGUCUCAAGGAAGCAGCCUUCACCCACUGCCCCUAAAGAUAGCUACCAUAGGGUGAGUCCUCUGAGCCCUUCUCAAUGUAGAAAAGACAGGUGUCAGAGCUUCCCGGCUCAGCCUGAGUUUGCCUUCUAUGACAAUACGUCAUUUGGCCUCACCGAGGCUGAGCAGAGGAUGCUGGACCUCCCAGGAUAUUUUGGGUCAAACGAAGAGGAUGAAACCACAAGUACACUUAGUGUGGAGAAGCUGGUCAUCUAGACCAAGCCAGCUUGAGACUUCACACAACUGGUGUCCUUUGCCCGACUCAUGAUAUCAGCUGCUCACAUUGUUCUGUGGAUUAUUUCAUAUAACUGUUUGUACAGUGGGACAGAAUGUGGGCAGGAAGUAAGUUAUGUGUAUGUGCAUGCAUUCUAAUUCAUAAGGAGGAGGUUAUUUAUCCUGAAUUUUCCCCUUUGUUAUCCUGUUUCUAUUCGUUUGUUACUAAUAACUACAAUAAUAAAAUUUAAACAAGAGUGGAAUAGGGCUUGGUCUCUCACGUGGAUAUGAAAGAUGACAAGAUGUGAUUUGUGAGUAGGAUAUGCUUUGAACACUUCAUCGACAGUUUCCAACUUGAAUCAAAUUUGGGAGCCUCAACUCUAAUAAGGACCAGAAUAAAGUGAACUUGCUAACACAACUCUGAA
Molecule: messenger RNA, 3250 nt
Organism: Miniopterus natalensis
Lineage: Eukaryota; Metazoa; Chordata; Mammalia; Chiroptera; Miniopteridae
Gene: THSD1
Product: thrombospondin type 1 domain containing 1
Cellular component (GO): cell periphery
Source: RefSeq, a predicted model, not a curated record